AUAACUGCGAGUGCUUGAUGCAACACCGUGUACGGCUUCUUCUGCGCUGCUGUAUUAAUUUCGGGAUUCAGGGCGGCAGUUAUUACUUGAAAACUUGUUCACCGCGGUUCAUUAUCGUAUCUUUGCUUCGAGGUGUCAGAACUUGCAACAAAAGGGUCCCAGGGCAGCACAGAAAGUAAAUAAAAUCACACUGAAUGCCAGCCUUUUGACGGUAACAGAGGAGUGAGGUUUUUAUUUGACAUUAUGGGCUGUCCGAACGCAUACACAAACUGAAAAGGCAAUUAAUGGGUCGUCAAGAACAUUUCGCUGGACUGAUGUGCAGCGGUGAAAGCGGGAUGUAAAGCGGAGGAGGAAAAUGUGGAGUUUGGAAAAGGCUGGACUUGAAGCGAAAGGAGUUUUGAAAAAUUUGAACGAGAGCACAUCUUUAGAAACGUUGGUGUAUGUUUGAUUUGCAGAGAGGAACCCAAAGAGAUGGCUUCUCAGGUUGUGUGUGGAUUGAUCUUCAGAUUGCUUCUCCCAAUAUGUCUGGCAGUUGCCUGCAUGUUCCGGUACAACGGGCUGUCCUUGGUCUACCUCAUCUACCUCCUGCUCAUCCCCCUGUUCGCAGAGCCCACCAGGACCAGCAUGCAGGGCCACACGGGGCGCUUGCUGAAGUCCCUCUGCAUCAUCAGUAUGACCUUCCUGAUACUGCAGAUCAUUUAUCAGAUCACUAUAAGCAGCCUGCUUGCCAGGAAAGCCAUUGACCCCAACUUCAACUGUACAACGUGGGAGAAAUCCAUGCGACAACUGGGCUUCGACAGUGUGGAAGGAGCAGAUGCGGGUAAUGGCAUACGUGUGUUCAUCCCGGACAUCGGCAUGUUCAUGGCGGGAAUAGGUACCUGGCUGGUGUGCCGCAAGAUGGCUCUGAAGCCUGCCAGCGAGGACAUGGCAAAGGACAACAUCCACUUUGAAGGCGAGGAUCAGGGUGAGGAUGAAGAUGAGGAGGAAGAGACGGACGAGAAGCUGGGUCUGGAGGAGAGCAUCCUGCUCGACGAGGACUUCGACGCCGAGGACGAGCGCGAGGAUGACGAUGAAAUUCUGGACGAGGAAGAGGAGGAAGAAAAGGAGAGCACAAAGAUGAAGAUUCUUCACCUGGUGGCAGGUGCAGCGUCCAAAGUGAAGGAGAUCAUCGGCCAUCUCAUUACCACGGCCGGACAAGUUGUUGUAACAGUAUUACUGGGAUUUACAGGGAUCAUGCUGCCCUCGGUGACCUCAGCGGUCUACUUCUUCACCUUCCUGGGCCUGUGCACCUGGUGGUCUUUCGGGCGAACGUUCAACACCCUCAUGUUCAGCUGCCUGUGCGUGCUGAUGGCCAUCUUCAGCGCUGGACACCUGACCGUGCUCUAUCUCUACCAGUUCCAGUUCUUCCAGGAGAACGUCCUUUAUGACAGCGCCACCAGAGCGUUCGGCAUCAGCACCGUCAUCCAGAGCAACUGCUCCAACACGUGGCAGCUGAGCGUGCAUCGUGGCCUGAAGCCGCAGCACUACAUGAACCCCAUCAUGCUGCUGGUGCUGUACUACACCCUGGCCACGCUAAUCAGGCUCUGGCUCCAGGAGCCUAUCGCUCCGGUGUGUGAGGACGGAGGAGGGUGCGAGGACAGGGAGCUGGAGUGCGCCGAACACAUGGAGAACUCUGUGCAGAAGAAGAGGAGUCUGUGGAGGAAGGCGCGUUACGCCACGGAGGAGCGAAACCUUCUGUCCACACUGGAUGGCUACAGCAUGUCUGAUGCGAUGGUAGUGACCUCCAAUGGGAACUCCUUUGGGUUCAUCUCCCCUGACAACGGGCCGGGAGCUUUGGACCUGUACUCCACUCCGCAGUACAAAGUGGACCGGGUUGAGAAUGGGUCGGAAGAAAAAAAGGAAGACAUCGUCGUUGGGGUCAGCGAGAAGAGUGCAGAGACGGAAAAGCCAGAGGAGGGAAAAAAGCACACUCUGGCCACCAUUUUCAACUUCAUCAUGAUGCAGAGCUACAUCUGUGCUCUCAUCGCCAUGAUGGCCUGGAGCAUCACGUAUGUGAGCUGGUUCACCUUCGUCUUCCUCAUCUGGUCCUGCGCCCUGUGGAUUGUACGGGACCGGCGGAAGUACGCUAUGCUCACCUCUCCCUUCAUGGUGAUCUACGGUGACCUGGUGAUAGUGCUGCAAUACAUCUGGAGCUUUGAGGGCCAGAAGGAGAUUUCUGGGCUCUCCAUUGAAUCGAAGAGGCCUUUUCCAGAGCUGGCCUCAAAGAUGCUGUACCUCCUGACCUUCUGGCUCCUGCUCCGGCAGGCUCUCACUGAGAGGAAGCAGCGGCAGGAGAGGGACAAGGAGCCUGCAGCCCUGUCUGAUGUCAUCGUGGAAAUCCCCCCAAAGGAGGAGGAGGAGGAAGAAGAGGGAGGUGACGGUGAGAAGGAGGUCAUGAAGGUCCUGGGGAAUCUGGUGAUGUCCCUGUUCAUCAAGUACUGGAUCUACAUGUGCGGGGGGAUGUUCUUCUUUGUCAGCUUUGAGGGCACGAUGGUCAUGUACAAGAUCAUUUACAUGAUGAUGUUUCUCUUCUGCGUGGCGCUGUACCAGGUGAACUAUGACUGGUGGAGGAGGAUCCUGAAGUAUUUCUGGAUGUCUGUGGUGGUUUACACCAUGCUGGUGCUCGUUCUGAUUUAUACCUUCCAGUUUAAGAACUCUCCUGGCAUUUGGAAAAAUAUGACUAAGAUGACAGACCAGAGUCUGGAGGACCUGGGGCUAAAGCAUUUUAAGUUGGGAGAACUCUUCAAAAGAAUAUUGAUCCCCACCUCCUUCCUGCUGGUGUGCAACAUUCACCUGCACUACUUCCACGAGCGUUUUCUGCGGCUGACCGACCUGAAUGCUGUGGCAGCCAAGCAGGAGAGCAGCGUUUACAGACUAGCUCACCCAGACGGCAGCCUGGCUGACAUCACCAUGAUGAGCUCCUCCCCGGGGGCCAUGUCAAAGGAGGAGGAGGCUGGGGUGAAGGUUCAGCUGGAGCCGGAGGUGGAGAAGGAGUCCCUGGAGCCGGACAGCAAGGCUGGGAGUCGGGACCAAAGCAUGGGGACAGAGCCUUCUUCUGACCAGAGCUCAGAUUUGAAGAACAAGUGGCACCUGGUGGUGGACCGGCUGACGGUGCUCUUCCUAAAGUUCCUGGAGUACUUCCACAAGCUUCAGCUCUUCAUCUGGUGGCUUUUAGAGCUGCACAUCAUCAAAUUUUUGUCCGCCUACAUUGUAGCGGUCUGUAUCGAGGAGGUGUCUCUGUUUAAUUUGGUUUUUCUGGCGUGCUGGGCCUUCGCUCUCCCAUACAGCCAGCUUCGUCCUUUAGCCUCCUGCAUCUGCACCGUCUGGACCUGCGUCGUCAUCGUCUGCAAAAUGUUAUAUCAGCUCAAAUCCAUCACAGUAAACUACACACCCUGUGAAAUGAAGUUAAACUACUCAGUCGACAAGAGGAAUGAGAUGAAUGGCUCCCUCCUCUACCAGCCUAUAGACUCUGGGAAGUGGGUGGGGAUGCAGAAAACAAGCCCUCUGCUGGUGAACCUGAGGAACCACCUGUUGAUGUUGGCCUUCCUGGCUUUUGAAGUGACUAUUACCCGGCACCAAACAUACUUCCGGCUGAGAAACAACCUCAUUGUUCCCCCUGCAAGAAACAUCUUUCAUGACAUCACACACCAACACCUUGACGAUGGCAUUAUAAACUGUGCCAAGUACUUCAUCAAUUACUUCUUCUACAAGUUUGGUCUGGAGACAUGCUUCCUGCUGGUGAUCAAUGUGAUUGGCCAGCGGAUGGAUUUCUACGCCGUGCUGCACGCCUUCUCCCUGGGGGUGGUGAUGUACCGGCGCAGGAGGAAAGCCAUCGCUGAGAUCUGGCCAAAGUACUGCUGCUUCCUGGCCUGCAUGCUGACCUUCCAGUACUGCUUGUGCAUCGGCAUCCCUCCUGCAGCCUGCAAAGACUAUCCAUGGAGGUUUCCAGGUUCAACCUUGGACUCCAACAUGAUAAAAUGGCUGUAUUUCCCCGACUUCCACACCUGGCCUACUUCCAGGUUUCUCAUCUACGACUUCAUGCUUCUUCUCUGCGCCUCGCUGCAGAGGCAGAUCUUCGAUGAUGAGAACAAGGCGGCGGUGCGUCUGAUGGCUGGCGAUAACGUUGAGAUCUGCCGAGACCUGGAUGCUGCCGCCUUCAGCCUGCAGAACCCCGUCCCAAACUUCAUCCACUGCAGGUCUUACCUGGACAUGUUUAAAGUCAUCAUGUUCAGCUACCUCUUCUGGUUUGUUCUCACCAUCAUCUUCAUCACUGGCACCACCCGAAUCAGUAUCUUCUGCAUGGGUUACCUGGUGGCUUGCUUCUACUUCCUCCUGUUUGGCGGGGAGCUCCUACUCAAACCCAGCAAAAAGAUCUUGCGCUACUGGGACUUCCUGAUCGCAUACAACAUGUUUGUUAUCACCAUGAAGAACAUCCUAUCUAUAGCUGCCUGUGGCUAUCUCAAAACUCUGAAGGAAAAAAGCUGUUGGGUGAUACAGUUGUUCAGUCUUGCAUGUACUAUAAAAGGAUACGAAACAGUUGAAGUUACCCACUCAGGCUGCGAGAUGCCACGCGAUGAGGCCGGGAUAAUCUGGGACAGCAUCUGCUUCGCCUUCCUGCUGCUGCAGAGACGCGUCUUUAUGAGCUACUACUUCCUGCACGUGGUGGCUGACAUUCGUGCCUCCCAGAUCUUAGCAUCCAGAGGGGCGGAGCUGUUCCAGGCCAACAUUGUGAAAAGAGUGCGGGCCAGACUGGAGGAGGAGAGUAAGUCCAUGGACCAGCUCAAGAAACAGAUGGACCGCAUUAAGACCAGGCAAGAGAAGUUCAAGAAGGGCAAACAGAAGAUGCUAAGUGUGGCUGAGGGGUCAGGGGAAGGCCAGAACCUGGUCCAGGAAGAACCAGAACCAGAAAGGAAAGCAGACAAAGAGAAACCCAAGACCAAAAAAAAACUCUGGUGGCGGCCGUGGGUUGACCACGCUUCUAUGGUGAGAAGUGGGGAGUAUUACUUGUUUGAAUCAGACAGUGAGGAAGAAGAGGAAGAGGAGGAGAAGAAAGAUGAGGAAGGUCCAAAGAAAUCUGCAUUUCAGUUUUUGUACCACGCCUGGAUCACAAACCCAAAGACUGCCCUGAAAGAGCGCGGCAAAGGCAAACGCAAGUUCUGGAAGAGGUACACUGGAGGGUACUCGAAGAGGAAAGACAGGAAGGAAGAUCAUGUGGCUAUAGAGGUGGGGGAGCAGGAAGAUGAAGAGGGCUCGGAGGACGGAAAGAAAUCGAAUGAACCAGACAACAUCAUCAAGCGGGUCUUCAACAUCAUUAAGUUCACCUGGGUCCUGUUCCUGACCACGCUGGAGAGCCUGACCGUCUGGCUGAACUCCAUGUGCCGUGAACACAUCGACAUCUCCACCGUGCUGCGCAUUGAGCGCUGCAUGCUCACCCGCGAGGUCAAAAAGGGUAACGUGCCCUCGCGGGAGAGCAUCCAGGUCUAUUACCAGAAGCAGCUGCGACUGAACCUGUCCAGGGAAUCGGGGCUGGACCGGCUGGACGAGGAAGACUCCACGUCCGGCUCCCAUAGGGCCCGGCACAGACGGGCCGGGUACAGGAUGGAGAGCCAGGACUCCAUGGCCUCUCGGGACAGCAUGUCCAGCAACUACACAGAAGCCACCAUGCUGUUCUCCCGUCAGUCCACACUGGACGACCUGGACGGGAUGUCUGAGAGCAUUCCCAAAACCAGCGAGCGCGCCCGGCCCAAACUGCGCAAGAUGUACAGCCUGGACAUGUCCACUGCCUCCACCGACAGCGGCAGCAGCGCUGUGUCCAGCGAGGCCACACAGUCCAUCAUGCUGUACUCCCGUCAGGGCACCACCGACACCAUCGAGGAGGUGGAGGACGAGCAGGACCAGGAGGUGCACGCGCCCCACUCCCCCAGAGAAAGGGCAGAGGAAAUGACAGAUGAGGGAGAAUGGAGAGACGGGGCAGAGGAAACGACAGAUGAGGGAGAAUGGAGAGAAAGGACAGAGGAAACGACAGAUGAGGGAAGAUGGAGAGAAAGGGUGGAUGAAACGACAGAUGAGCGAGAAUGGAGAGAAAGGACAGAGGAAAUGACAGAUAAGGGUGGAUGGAGUGAAAGGGUGGAUGAAACGACAGAUGAGGGAGGAUGGAAAGAAAGGACAGAGGAAACAACAGAUGAGGGCGGAUGGAGAGAAAGGGUAGAUGAAAUGACAGAUGAGGGAGGAUGGAGAGACAGGGCGGAGGAAACAACAGCUGAGGGCGGAUUGAGAGAAAGGACAGAUGAAAUGGCAGAUGAGGGAGAAUGGAGAGAAAGGGCAGAUGAAACGGCAGAUGAGGACAGAUGGAGAGAAAGGGUGGAUGAAACAGCGGAUGAGGGAGAAUGGAGAGAAAGGGUGGAUGAAACGGCAGAUGAGGACAGAUGGAGAGACAGGGAGGAGGGCUGUGUGUCUGAGUCGGAGGCUGAGGUGUUGGUGCAGACAGCGGAGGAUAGCUUCCAGGGCAGGGAUGGGGACGGCAAGGCAGAUGAUGCUGGACCGGACCCGGUUGGGUGCGUGGUUCAGCUCACUCCGGAUACGGAUGGGGCAGCCUCCUACCCCACGGACGGCGAGGUCCCGCCCUCCUACAGCAAGGCCGUCAGCUUCGACCGCCUCUCCACCAGCUCCGGCGGCCUGUCCGUCAGCUCCGACACAGACGAUGAGAAGCGGCUGAUGAUCAUGACCCCCGACAGCCGGUCGGACGGUUUGGACGAGCCCCUGCUGCCGUCCAUAGCCCUGGAGCUGACCGCCAGCGAACUGCUGCUCAACAAGAUGUUCUAUGACGAGGAGCUAGAGGACUCUGAGAAGUUCUUCAACUCCCAGCCUCAGCUUAUGCAGCUCUGCUAUGCCAUCUACAACAUGCUGGUGGCCCGUUCCGAGAUGGUCUGCUACCUGGUCAUCAUCCUCAACCACAUGAUCUCUGCCUCCCUGGCAACCCUAAUCCUGCCUGUGCUCAUCUUCCUGUGGGCUAUGCUGUCAGUGCCUCGGCCCAGCAAGCGCUUCUGGAUGACCGCUAUCGUCUACACAGAGGUUACCAUUGUCAUCAAAUACUUUUUCCAGUUCAGCUUCUUCCCGUUCAACAAGAACCUUGAGAUAAGUCAGGCCAAGCCGUACCAUCCCCCCAACAUCAUCGGGGUGGAGAAGAAGGAUGGCUACGUGCUCUAUGACCUCCUGCAGCUCCUCGCCCUGUUCUUCCACAGAUCCAUCCUCAAGUGCCAUGGGCUGUGGGACGAGGAGGCCCCCAGCGAGGAGCAGAAGGACGGGCUGCACAAGGACGAAUCGGAGGACGAGGCGCAGGCGCUCAUACCGUCGCCAGACGGGAGGGGCUCUGUCCACUCGCUCAAGUCCAUCAACCUGGCAACCUCGCUGGAGUCGGUGCAGGUGUGCGUGCCCGAGCACCGUACGUACCAGAGGCGCAAGAGCUCCGGAACCAACUCCCACAUCACCCGGCGCUCAUCCCGCUCCAUCAGAGACAGCACGAGCACAAGGACAAGCAGCAGGAGGGGCAGCAUACCGAGCAUCCACCGGAAGACUCGCAAGGAGCUCCUCCUGGAAAAGCUGAAGGAGCAGCUGAUCAAAGCCAAAGCCUUCAUUAUCAAGAAAACCCUGGAGAUCUACCACCCCAUCCGUCAGUUCUUCUACAACCUGAUUCACCCCGAGUACAGUGCUGUAACAGACGUCUAUGUUCUGAUGUUCCUUGCCGACACGGUCGACUUCAUCAUCACUGUAUUCGGCUUUUGGGCUUUCGGGAAAAAUUCAGGGUCCGCUGACAUCACUAGCUCCCUGUCAGAGGACCAGGUGCCAGGGCCUUUUCUGGUCAUGGUUCUGAUCCAGUUCGGCACUAUGGUUGUGGACCGGGCCUUAUACCUCAGGAAGACCGUUUUGGGGAAGGUCAUUUUUCAGGUCAUCCUUGUCUUUGGAAUCCAUUUCUGGAUGUUCUUCAUCCUGCCAGGAGUCACAGAGAGGCGUUUCAAUCAGAACAGGGUGGCCCAGAUCUGGUACUUUGUGAAAUGCAUUUACUUCGGACUGUCGGCCUAUCAGAUCCGCUGCGGCUACCCCACCCGUGUGCUCGGCAACUUCCUCACAAAGAGCUACAACUACGUAAAUCUCUUCCUCUUCCAAGGGUUCCGCAUGGUGCCCUUCCUGACAGAGCUGCGAGCGGUGAUGGACUGGGUGUGGACCGACACUACGCUCAGCCUCUCCAGCUGGAUCUGUGUGGAGGACAUCUAUGCCCACAUCUUCAUCCUCAAGUGCUGGAGAGAAUCAGAGAAGCGUUAUCCUCAGCCUCGUGGGCAGAAGAAGAAGAAGGUGGUGAAGUACGGGAUGGGGGGCAUGAUCGUGAUGCUGCUCAUCUGCAUCGUCUGGUUCCCCCUGCUCUUCAUGUCUCUGGUCAAAUCUGUGGCCGGGGUGGUCAACCAGCCCCUCGACGUUUCGGUCACCAUUACCCUGGGUGGCUUACAGCCCAUUUUUACCAUGAGCGCCCAACAGAAUCACCUGCUUACAGUGGACAGUGCAAAGUUCAAAACCUUCAAGAACAAAUUCGAGGGUGAGGCUUUGCAGUUCCUGGACAAGUACACCCACGAUGACCUCACCAUCGCUGUCCUGGAGGGCAGCUCCAGCUCCCUGUGGACCAUUAGCCCCCCCAGCAUGCUGAACCUGAAGAAGGAUCUGAUCAAUACCAACGUCACUGUCACCAUCUCCUGGAUUAUCCAGAGGAAACUGAGUUUAGGAGCCAAAUCUGAAUAUGCAUCACAAAAAUACACCAUCCAGCUUGAUUUUGCAGUACGGGAUCAGAUCAAGAGUAUGUUAAAUGGAACAAGGAAUACGUUUGUGGUUAUACCAAAGCUCUUUCCACGCUACAUUCGAGCUCGCAGUGACUCAGAUGCCAGCCCUGUCAAACAAAUGUACAUUAAAGAUAAAAAGCUGACGGCUGAGGCUGAGAACCUCCGACUGACCUUGCACAGAGCCGACAACAGCUCAGGCGAUACCCAGUUAUGGUGGAUCGUCGAUCAAGAAAAUUCAGGGCAAAUCUCCCUUCCAAACAUGAAACAGGAUAGAGGGAAGGAGAAACUGGAGCUCUAUGUGUUCAACGAUAAAGUCAGUCCGCCGAGUUUGGGCUUCUUGGCGGGAUAUGGGAUCAUGGGCCUGUACGCCUCCGUGGUGCUGGUGAUCGGGAAGUUCGUGCGCGAGUUCUUCAGUGGUAUCUCCCACACCAUCAUGUUCGAGGAGCUGCCCUGCGUGGACCGCAUCCUCAAGCUCUGCACCGACAUCUUCCUGGUGCGGGAGACGGGCGAGCUAGACCUGGAGGAGGACCUGUACGCCAAGCUCAUCUUCCUGUACCGCUCCCCAGAGACCAUGAUCAAAUGGACCAGGGAGAAGGACGAGUGAGACCCAAGGCUCAAACCCCCGGCUGAAGAGUAGGUCAGUAAUAGAGAAAAGCACAAUCCUCCGAGCAGCAGCUGCUGUCUGAGCGGAAUGGACCUUGCAGUGGCCAGACGAGCUCCCGCCCGCACAUUCCCACUGCCCCGUACAACUGACUGAUCAGCAACGUAGCUGGCCUGCAGUGUCCGCUGCAGCCGUUUCCUUCAGCAUUACCCUGAAGAAUUUACAGCCGUCAGUCCACUUAAGGUUAAAGGUCUUCUCAGCCAUGGACGAACACCAGGACUUCAUGCUGGACAGGGAUUCCCCAGAUUCUGGCCUUUUCAGAUUAGAAUGAGUAUGAUCCCUGCAAGGUAAAAUGAAUGGUCCUAAAAGGCAGUCUGUUAUUUGAAAGAACAGGUAUUUCUGCAGUCAAAUCACGAGAAAGCAAAAGUGCAGCAGCUGACAGAAUGACACAACCCACUUUUUAAAGAUUGUUUUUCCUUUUCAUAAAUCCUCAAAAUGGUUUUAUGAGCAAAAGAAAUGGCCUUUGAGACACGACAAUCUUUACUUGCCUUACUUUCAACAGUAAAUUGAACAUGUUCAACAGUAAAUUGAACAUGCAAACAAGAUCUCUUGCUCAGGAAAAUACACCAUCUCACCAGGACUCUUCACUUCCAUUUAGUUUGUUGGACCACAUAAGCGUUUGCUGAUUUGGACAUUCAGUAAGUAUUACAGUAAGUAAGUAUUACAGCAGCUAGGAUGAACCAGGAUGGCAGAAUGAAUAUUUUUCAGGAUCAACAUGAGUGAGGAUGUAGGUAUUUAUAGUCGUUCACUGUUGGACAGGACAUCUCUUGCGAUUUAAGAGAAGUGUGCAGUCUAAGGAAGGACUACAUAACGCUGUAGGCUACUGCACUAAAACAUACUGGGAUUUCCAAAAACAUUUCAAGUUCAUUUCAGACUUUGAAGCCAACAAUUUAAAUAAAUUUACUCUUCAAGUGGUCACCCCUUUAGCAUAAAUCCAACAGAAGGAACCUAUACAUCAGAAUACAUUGUUGCAUGAAAGAGAAUUAAAUUAAAUAUUGCUAUGAAGAAUUUUCAUUCCAUGUACAUAUGUUUUUUUCUGGAAAAGAAAUGUGAAUAUC
This is a messenger RNA of Conger conger (European conger), 10583 nucleotides long. Its product is annotated as piezo-type mechanosensitive ion channel component 2-like. The coding region runs from base 472 to 9468 and encodes 2998 amino acids. The record is from RefSeq and is a predicted model, not a curated record. The transcript is spliced from 53 exons. Lineage: Eukaryota; Metazoa; Chordata; Actinopteri; Anguilliformes; Congridae.